Molecule: messenger RNA, 820 nt
Organism: Nicrophorus vespilloides
Lineage: Eukaryota; Metazoa; Arthropoda; Insecta; Coleoptera; Silphidae
Exons: 2
Biological process (GO): sensory perception of taste
Cellular component (GO): membrane
Source: RefSeq, a predicted model, not a curated record
AUGGGUAUUAGGAUAACGGCUGAAGUGAUUACCAUCGCGACUGGUAUAGUAUGCAUCUAUUCAGGAUCAUUGAGGCAUCUCAAAGAUUGGAAGAAACUGUGGAUCAACAUGAAUAAUUUGGAUGUGUAUUUAUUCAACGUGUACGAAACUCGAUCGAAGUGGAUUUAUCGUAUCCAAAUCACUGCGACUGCAAUAUUUAUAGGUUUAAACUGGUUAUAUUUCGCAUACGAUACUGUUUCUGAAAAUAAGAGUAUUCUAAUUGACAUUCUUUAUCCAACGAUAGAAUUCUUGAAAUUCAUUUGGUUGUUGAUCUUCUAUAAUUUCAUCAGCUGCUUGCAGGCGAGAUUCCAGACUUUCCAUAAAUUGAUGGAAAGAGAUAGCUUGAACACGUUGGGUUUAAUCGAUUGUAAAUCCAUUGAGACGAUUUACUUGCAUUUAGUAGAAUCGUUCCGGAUAGUAAACAGGAUUUUUGGGAUACCAAUAUUCAUGAUCACAACUAGUACUAUGGUGCUUUUCCUCUUCGUCAUUUCCAUUGUGCUGCAAGGGUUGAAAGGAAACAUAUUUUCAAUAUUGUUCGCAAUGCUAAACCUGAUAGCUUCUGCUAAUAUACAACUUAGCGUUGUGAUAAUUGCGUGUGCAGCUGCAACUAUGGAAAUGAAUAAGUCUUCUUAUGUGAUCUGCAAGUUGAUGGUUAAGCUUCAAUCGAAAGGUGUUCAUAUGGAUGUGAUCAAAGAAUUGUAUCCGGUUUUGAAUGCAAGCAGAACGAACUUUCGAUUCACAGCCGCAGGAUUUUUCGUUGUUGGCAACUCGUUGAUUUUUG